Myodes glareolus (Bank vole) is the source of this 2163-nucleotide messenger RNA. RefSeq names its product KLF transcription factor 9 (gene Klf9). Gene Ontology annotation, biological process: regulation of transcription by RNA polymerase II. The record is from RefSeq and is a predicted model, not a curated record. Lineage: Eukaryota; Metazoa; Chordata; Mammalia; Rodentia; Cricetidae. Gene Ontology annotation, molecular function: RNA polymerase II cis-regulatory region sequence-specific DNA binding; DNA-binding transcription factor activity, RNA polymerase II-specific.
CGCGAGUCGCGAGCUCCCGCGCCCCCGCCCCCUCGGCCUCGCCGCACCGGGCUCAUCGUCCGCGGCCAAGGUAGGGCGAGCCGAAGCUCCGCAGACCCCGUCAAGUUUGGCCGCACCGCCCGGGGUGCCGUCGCCCGCACCAUGUCCGCGGCCGCCUACAUGGACUUCGUAGCUGCCCAGUGUCUGGUUUCCAUCUCCAACCGCACCGCGGUACAGGAGCAUGGGGGCGCUCCGGACACCGAGCGACUGCAACUACCUGAGCGCGAGGUGACCAAGGAGCACGGUGACCCGGGGGACACCUGGAAGGAUUAUUGCACACUGGUCACCAUCGCCAAGAGCUUGUUGGACCUGAACAAGUACCGACCCAUCCAGACCCCCUCGGUGUGCAGCGACAGUCUGGAGAGUCCCGAUGAGGAUAUAGGAUCCGACAGCGACGUGACCACCGAAUCUGGGUCGAGUCCUUCCCACAGCCCGGAGGAGAGACAGGAUUCUGGCAACACGCCCAGCCCGCUCUCCCUCCUCCACUCUGGAGUGGCUGCGAAGGGGAAACACGCCUCCGAAAAGAGGCACAAGUGCCCCUACAGUGGCUGUGGGAAAGUCUAUGGAAAAUCCUCCCAUCUUAAAGCCCAUUACAGAGUGCAUACAGGUGAACGGCCCUUUCCCUGCACGUGGCCAGACUGCCUUAAAAAAUUCUCGCGCUCGGAUGAGCUGACCCGCCACUACCGGACCCACACUGGCGAGAAGCAGUUCCGCUGUCCGCUGUGUGAGAAGAGGUUCAUGAGGAGUGACCACCUCACCAAGCAUGCCCGGCGUCACACCGAGUUCCACCCCAGCAUGAUCAAACGAUCAAAAAAGGCACUUGCCAGCCCCUUGUGAGGUGCUCCCCAUGGCGGCCAGGCAGAGAUGGUCCCCGGAAAGACAAAGCUCCCAGGAAACAGACGGACACACGGAAGCCCGCCCCAGCCCCAGCCGAGGCGUGCCGGCCGCAGGAGGUCACUGCUCUAUGGUCACUAUUCUGAUCCUCUCCCUGUACUGUUUCCAAAAAGCACAUGGUAGCCUAAGAUCAAAGUCAACAUUUGGUCCCCUUGCAGAGGCAACUCGGAACCGUCUCUUGACUGUUGGAGGGCAGGCAAAUGCUUUUGGUAUUUUCUUCUUUGUUUUGGGGGGUGGGCGGGAGGGGGGGGCGAGGCCAAGACUCGGGGUAGGCGUUUGAAGAUUCACACUGGUGUACAUACGUCUGACUGGGUGAGUUGACCCCUGGCCUCCCACAGUGACUCUGGGUCCUUGAUGCUUGUUGACUCUCAGAAUUGUUUCCUUCUCUCUUAAUGUAACGACCAGUGUGUUUCAGUUUGUUUAGCAGAACCACUCUCCUGAAUCACUUUAACGUUUGAGAUUUUAAAAAAAAAAACACCCCUCCAUAGCACAGCUGUCUUUUAUGCAAGCAAGAGCACACCUACUCCAGCAUGAUCUGUCAUCUAAAGACUUGAAAACAAACAAAAAAAAAGUUACUUAUAGUCAAUGGAUAAGCAGAGUCCGAAUUGACACUAAUCAAGACAGACCUUCGCGAGGUCGCGAUAGUCCGGAGCUUUCCAGCCCUGCUUUGUAUGACUCGUACUAUCGGAACAUAAGCUGCACUUCUGUUUUCUCACACCGAGGGUGAGUAAGGUAAAUACAGGCUUUGAGGGUAGACGCAGACGUUCUGUUUGGCACCACGUUAUAAUCUGCUUAUCUUACAAUAUACACGUUUCCCUGAGAACCCGUAGCAGAGAUGUGAGGGCAGAAUGUGUAAACCACAUGCUGAGGAGGAAGAGGAGGGGGGAGGAAGGUAGUGUUUUGAAAGAUGCCAAAGUGAGCAACCAGUUUGAACUUUCAUGAAUUUGUUUGAAUUUCCCCGUCCUUUCAGAUGAUGUCGUCUUAUUAACGCUCAUGACACCGGGACACAGGACGAGAGCUUUCGGCUCUUUCUAGUGUUAGUUGAUAAAUGGGUGCAUACCAUCACCAGGCCUGGAAUGCCUGUUUGCUUUUGUUUUUGUUUGGGGGGGGAUGUUUCUUGGUCGCCUUCCUGUGUUCCUAUGAGACUCCCACUAUGAGGUGUAAAAGUUAUAUCAAAGGAAAGGGAGCUGAAAGAUGAAAAAAAAAAACAAAAAAAAUGUUUGCCCCCCA